Cladocopium goreaui is the source of this 2295-nucleotide messenger RNA. NCBI's taxonomy places the organism in Eukaryota, Dinophyceae, Suessiales, Symbiodiniaceae. The record is from the annotation of a GenBank genome assembly.
AUGGCAUCAGAGCAGAGAAUUGAGUAUGUUCUCAAGCACGUGGCUUUGGGGUCAGACCACUACGCGCUGCUCCAUGGCAACAUUUUGGCCAGGUUGGAAGCUGCUUGCCCUUCUAAGCUACCACAGUGUCCAGUUGAACGUGUUCGACGGCUUCUUGUUGUUACGAACGGGACUGCCGAGCACAUCAAGGGCCUCUACAAGAACAUUGUGCGGAUCAUACACCCUGACAAGUGCGCAGAGAAAGAUUCGGAGAAUGCAACCAAAGCCAUUCAGGCUGUGAACGAUGCUUGGGCCGUGCUUCGGGAUCAAAAGUCACGGCAGGCAUACAACCAGAGAGUGGUGGCAGAUGCUUUGUCCGAAGAAUCCAAGUUCAAAAAGUCAAAGUCAGUCAUUGAGAUCGCAGAGAGGUACAAAUCACAGGCGGCAGCUAAGGCAGCUGCCAAAGCGGCAGCUAAGGCAGCAGUGAAGGCGAAGGCCAAGAGCAAGGCAGCCGAGGAAGUGCACAUGGCAUGUGGGAAGGCAAGCAGUUCCUCCAGCAAAGGGCCUGAUGCCAGUAAGUCUAGCACAGCUCCAUCGGCAAGUUCAUCAGGCAAAACACCAAGUUGGGUGUACUGCAUGCUGACAGAACAAAAGACUGUGAUUGUAUGCAAACCUCAGCUCUCCAAGGGUCUGCAACGGAGGUUUGAACAUAAAGCUUGGGCUGGUUCUGCCCAUGCACUGCGUGUUGCCCGGGAAUUCCAAGAUUCCUGUGAGACUAUGCUGACUAAAACCCUCAGCAUGACCAAGUUGGACCAGCUGAAGAACUUUUGCGGAGAGAACGACAUCAAAAUCCCAAGUGGAACCCGCUUGUCGAAGCAUUUUCUCAACGAUACCAUUGAGCAGGCUUUCUACGCUGGUUCUUGCAAGAGCAUCGAGGAGAAGUUGCGGAAGGCCUACCAGAAGUCUACUGGAGCUGAUGCGACCACUGAAGGAUCAGCAACCAUGACCCACGGAAUUGUGGUUGACAAGUGCACCAACAAGUUUAUGGCAACCUACAAAGUGAGCAAGGAACAUGGAUCCAUUUCCAAGAUUUUUGACACACGGCAAGAUGCGGAGUUUUGGUUUGACAGCCUGAAUGCUUUGAUGAAGCAGGGACGUCUUGCUGGCAACCUUUCAGCAUUGCGUCAGGCUGCUGCCACUCGGAAAGCUACUGCUGCAGCCAUCAACAAAAUCAUGGAAGAGAACAUUUCUUUGGAGCCUGAAUCAAGAGAUGCAUACAAGAGGGAGGUCAAGGAAGGCAAGGACGUCUUCGACAAGAUCUUCAAGAAGAGUUCGGGCUCUGGGUUGCGGCGUGCGAGUGUCCACCUUUUCAAAGCAUCCUCUGAUCAGCUGCAAGAAUGUGCCGGGAAAGGCGUGGUGAACGGAGUUCUGUGUGGCUCGUGGCAUGCAAGCCUUGGGUGGCGUCCAACGACAAUCAUUGUUUUCGGGUCGGGCUUUGACAAGGAUUCUGCAGACGCUUUUGUGGCGAAGUCGGGAUUGACAAAGCUUGGGGUCAUUUCCUGCAGUGACAGCCCGAAGCCUAGUGAGGGUGAUUUCGCAAAGUUUGCACAGGUUGCCAAAACUUCGGAGUGCAAAAACUGUGUGAUGUGGCAUUUGGUCCAGGAACGGUUCCAAGUCUCAUCCCGCUUCUUCCAGCACAAUCCUGACACCAAAGUGCCAGAGGAAGUUUCCAUGGAGUUCAUUAGUCGCCGUUUGAACGGGGAGGAUGUCCGCAUUUUGGGUUUGGAUGAGAAGGUACGGGAAGCUUUGGCAGCCAAAAUCUCCAGGCCAAAGACGCUCAGAUUCAGUGUGGGCAAGGUCCCUCCAGACGGCCGCUGUUUCUGGUACUCUUGGUUGGCAAGUGUGCUUUCUGACGAGUGGUGGGCCAUUGAGCGCAACAAGACUGGAUAUGCAUUGAACCGCGAGCAGCUCUUGACUGAGGAGAACAUGGGGCAGCGCUUGCUGGAUGAAGUCAUGGACAAGAUGAUCUCUAUUGCAUCUACUGAUGAGGCGCUGGCCUCGUACGAGGAUGUGAAGGAGAGCAAGCAAAUGACUCUCGAUUUGGCCCACGUUGUGGGUCUCGCUUUCGGGUGCCGUUUCCGCAUCUCACUCGCCGAGAAUGCGCAGAAGGAUGAUUAUCCAGCUGAUGCCAUGUAUGGACAACCAGAUGGUCACUUCUACUUCCGGUAUCUGCAGAAACAUGUUGGCCACUUCGAUGUCUUGCGUGAAGAUGACGGCAAGCUUCGAGGCUAUCAGUUGAUGGGUUUAAGGCAGUAG